Anopheles nili is the source of this 1709-nucleotide messenger RNA. It is a transcript of the gene ERR, whose product is annotated as estrogen-related receptor gamma. Gene Ontology annotation, cellular component: nucleus. The record is from RefSeq and is a predicted model, not a curated record. The transcript has 6 exons. Gene Ontology annotation, biological process: regulation of DNA-templated transcription. The coding region runs from base 1 to 1572 and encodes 523 amino acids. Lineage: Eukaryota; Metazoa; Arthropoda; Insecta; Diptera; Culicidae. Gene Ontology annotation, molecular function: sequence-specific DNA binding; zinc ion binding; DNA-binding transcription factor activity.
AUGGACAGCUGGAUGCAGGAAGUGGUGUCGAUGAUGGCAGGCGACGGUACGCCGGCAAGGAUCAAGCAGGAACUAAUCGAAACCUCAUGCUGCAGCCCUUCACCCUCGUCAGUGGGCAGCCUUUCCCAGACCAACCUGCUGUACGGCAGCUCUCCGAAGAUGGACUUCAAAUGUGGCGGCAGCAAUAACAAUGACACGCACCUCACCGAGCUGCACGGUGCGGGAGGACACGGCAGCGGGGGUGGCACAAAUGGUGCCGGAAAACCGCAGUCUCCCGGUUCGCCAGAUCGGCAGUUCUGCAGCUCGACCACCUCGGCGAUCGGAGACUUUGGCAGUGAUGGCACAAACCAUGACACGAUCAAGGAAGAGAUCCCUCGGCGGUUGUGUCUGGUGUGUGGGGACGUUGCAAGCGGGUUCCACUACGGUGUGGCCAGUUGCGAGGCGUGCAAAGCAUUUUUCAAACGUACCAUUCAAGGAAAUAUCGAAUACACCUGCCCGGCGAGCAACGACUGUGAAAUUAACAAGCGGCGCCGGAAGGCAUGCCAGGCGUGCCGGUUCCGAAAGUGCCUGCAAAUGGGCAUGCUCAAGGAGGGCGUCCGAUUGGACCGGGUACGAGGAGGCCGACAGAAGUACCGACGCAACCCGUGCGCCAACCCGUACCAGCUGCAACUGAUCCAGUCCAACCAGCAGUACACGUCCCAAACGCUGGAGGACAUCAAGAUCCUGGAAGUAUUAUCCUCGUUCGAGCCGGACCCGCUCUCGAUCGGCAACGGGGCCGAUCUGAUGGGUGGCGGGGACGAGCGAAAUGGUGGCCACACGGCGGGUCCGGCACACUCUUCGAACUCCUCGUUUUCGUCGGCUUCGUCGUCCUCGUCGUCGACAACCAGCAGCACGGGUAGCCACUCGCCCGGUGGUUCCGCGACGGUUCCGGGCACCGAUUCCGGCCUGGAUCGGAUGGCGGUCGGUGGUGACGCUCAGGAGAUCCUGAGCAUCCUGAGUGAUAUUUACGAUAAGGAGCUGGUCGGUGUGAUUGGGUGGGCGAAACAGAUACCGGGCUUCUCCGAUCUGCCGCUGAACGAUCAGAUGCGGCUGUUGCAGGUGAGCUGGGCCGAAUUGCUGACGCUUAUGCUCGCGUACCGCUCGAUCCCGUUUAAUGGGCGGCUAUGCUUCGCCACUGACUUCUGGCUCGACGAACGAUCGGCGAAGGAGUGCGGCGCCCUUGAUCUCUAUAAUCAUCUCGCACAAAUCACCCAACGAUUGGAAAAGAUCUCGGCCACCAAGGAGGAGUACUACCUGCUGAAGGCUCUGUCCCUAUCAAAUUGUGAUAUCAGACUGGAUAACUACAGCGCGCUGAAGAAGAUCCGCGAUUCGAUACUGUACGCGCUGAACGAUUGCGUGCUGUUGCUGAGGCAACAUCAGGCGGUGUCGCAUCAGCAACAGUUGCUGCUAUUGUUGCCGUCGUUGCGGCAGGCGGACCACAUCAUCCGCAAAUUCUGGACGAACGUGCAUAUCGAGGGUAACGUGACGAUGAACAAGCUGUUCGUGGAAAUGCUGGAGUCUGUCUCGCGAUAAGGUACCAGCCACAGGCUCGAGAGGGCUCGUUCCGGCGAGCGGACAUUGUAGCUCGUCGGAUCCGGCCGUAGCUGGAAAAUGGCGCAAUAGUAACGUAGUCGCGACCAGCGGAUGGUGGGCAAUGAUUUCGUGAAAUG